AUGGGGGUGGUAAUGAGCAAGUGCAGGAAAGAGUGUGAAGAUGAACAAAUGAAGAGAAAGAAAAAUGAGGUUCAUUGGUUUGUGUUUCUUCCAGAUGACGUUGUUUUAAAUAUCCUUAAAAGGCUUCCUAAUGUUUUCCUUCGUUAUAACGCUAAGUAUGUGUGUAAACAAUGGUUCAGUAUAAUCACUAACAUGAUCUUGCUAGAUCACCAUGCUUCUGUUAUCCUCCAGAAGUCAUAUGGAUCCUUUACAGGGCGCCUUGUAGAUGUAAGGGAAGACGGAGAAGGACUAGAAGCAAAACACGAAAAUCUUGACAUAAAUUUCUUUGGAAAGAUAAAGUCAUGGUAUAACGAGUUUCUUCUGAUAACAAACCCCACCAGAAGAAGAAACUCACUGUAUAUUUUCAAUAUAAUCACCAAGGAAAGAUCAUUUCUUCCCAAAUGUCCAACAUCUUGUGCACAAUUUGAUACAAGCAGAUGUGAAAUGGCCCUUUCCUUUGACAAAUCCAAGGGAGUAUACAAGGUUGUUCACUUGUAUAUGGGUCUAUCAAUCCAAUGUCACAUUCUACACUUGGAAAAAGAUAUUGUCUCUCGUGUUUCCUCAAAGUGGUAA
This is a messenger RNA of Lactuca virosa, 612 nucleotides long. NCBI's taxonomy places the organism in Eukaryota, Viridiplantae, Streptophyta, Magnoliopsida, Asterales, Asteraceae. The record is from the annotation of a GenBank genome assembly.